GCGGCAGCUGUCAGCUGGCUAGCUAGCUCGCUCGCUCGCUCGUCACUCGGUCGGAGCACACUAGUGCUCUUCCCUUUUAGCCCCUGGCGUUUCGGGCCGAGCGCCCCUCCGCCGCCGCCGUCGCCGUCGAUCCCCUCCGGAGGAAGCUGCGGGCUGGCAUGAGCGAGGGGGCCAUGGAGGAGGCAGGCAAGGAGCACAACUCCUACAAGCGCCUGUGCCUAGCUGUCAGUGGUGGCGGUGGUGACUCGGCGGCGGCGGCGUGGCGGACGAACAGGGUGGCGCGCGCGGCGGCCGGUGGCAAGGACCGGCACAGCAAGGUGGUGACCUCGCGCGGCCUCCGGGACCGCCGCAUCCGGCUCUCGGUGCCGACGGCGAUCCAGUUCUACGACAUCCAGGACCGCCUCGGCGUCGACCAGCCCAGCAAGGCUAUCGAGUGGCUCAUCCGCGCCGCCACUGCUGCCAUCGACGGUCUCCCGUCGCUCGACUGCUCCUUCCUUCCAUCCGCCGCUGCCUCCCCGCCGCGUGAUGACGCAGCGGAGGUCAGCACCUCGGAGACCAGUAAGGGCUCCGUGCUCUCACUCGCCAAUGGGCCCAGCGACAGCAGCAACGCCGCCGCUCACCAUGCCAAUGCAUACAACAGCGGUGGCGGCAGUGGCACGUUCGCCGAGCUCCUGCUCUGCUCUCCAGCUGCCGACAAGUCAAUGCAGCAGCAACAGCAGCAGCCUACGCUUGCCUACUACGCCGCCCCUCAGAGCUCGCCCAUGUCCUUCGAGAUGUUUCCCCAGCUUGCCUUCUCCCAGGAGCAGCAGCAGCACCACCACCAUGCCGCGGUCGCCUUCGACCGGAGUACACUUCAGUCCAAUGCCGUUGCCGUGCCGAUGUGGCAGCCAUCCCAAUACCCGUUCAUGAUGCAAAGGUUCUCCGCUGCUCCAGCUGAAGCGUCAUCCACCUUCCCCUUCUUUGUUGGAGGCGGUGGUAGUACCGCUGCUCCGGCGACAUCCAAUGGGUCAGAGCGGAGGCUGCAGCUCUGGGACUUCAAGCAGGAACGCAAGACGUGAUUACUUCUCGGAGAGUACCCUGUGAACUGUGAUUGGUGUCAUGGCUGGCCACGGUAAGCAAGCCAGAAGAAGAGGGAUACCAGGAAAACAGGAUACCAGCAUCCUCAUGAAGGCGCGACGAAAGAAAGCGUGCGCAGUUCCAGAUUUUUGUCUUUCUGCGCGUGAUUUUGAACCGUCAUAGUGUUCUCUGAUGGUGUAUGAUUUGUUCCCUCACCCUCUGUUGCUGUGAUAAAAAACCAAUUUUUUUUUUGGUUGUUGUACUCCGAUAAUUUGACUCAUCCAUGAAGGUUUUACCCCUUGUGUGUGUGUGUGUGUGUGUGGCUUUGGUACUGAAAUCUGUGCUUAAAUAAUGUCUGGCCCCACAUGUCAGUGGGAUAUUGGUGGCAUGUGAGGUACACAGAUGUAACAGCAUCACCAAUGGGUAUUUUAUUGCCCUUCUGAACUGUAUGAGCUAUGCCGUUCUUAAAA
Lolium perenne is the source of this 1526-nucleotide messenger RNA. Its product is annotated as transcription factor PCF8. Lineage: Eukaryota; Viridiplantae; Streptophyta; Magnoliopsida; Poales; Poaceae. Gene Ontology annotation, molecular function: sequence-specific DNA binding; DNA-binding transcription factor activity. Gene Ontology annotation, biological process: regulation of secondary shoot formation. The record is from RefSeq and is a predicted model, not a curated record. Gene Ontology annotation, cellular component: nucleus.